Molecule: messenger RNA, 1659 nt
Organism: Candidula unifasciata
Lineage: Eukaryota; Metazoa; Mollusca; Gastropoda; Stylommatophora; Geomitridae
Source: the annotation of a GenBank genome assembly
AUGACCCAGGGGACGGCAAAUGAAACAGAAUCGGCGGCAAUGACCCCAACGCACCAGCCAGUCAGCAUCGAGACCAUCAUCCUCGUGGUCAUGCUGACUGUGUUCUUCAUCGUUGGUUCCAUCGGCAACGGAUUAGUGGUGUUUGUUUUCCAAGUAAACAAGUCCACAGCACAAGUGUUCAUCAUUAGUCUGGCGAUCAUUGACCUCUUCACCUGCAUGGUUAUCAUCCCAUUGACGAUAUUCGUGGAGUACUCCAACGCCGACAUCAAGUACGACUUUCUCUGCAAGCUCUACCACUUUCUGCUAACCUCCAAGAUACCCAUGUCAGCCUUCAUCAUGGUGGCUAUCGCCUUCGAUCGCUACUUCUGCAUCUGCCAUCCCUUGAAGAGAAUCAUCACCGUCAACCGGGCCAAGAUCAUCGUCGUCUGCCUCGGCCUGCUUGCGUGCGUCUUUGGGAUCAUCACUUCUUUAUUUUACGGGGUUUAUCAAAUUGUCUGGCGGUACGACUGGAAGAAAAUUGAUGAAAUAGCGGGGACUAAUUUUACCAAAGUUAUCGCCGACAUCCAUUCGCAACCUUCCCGAUUGGCGGCGUAUACCAACAUGCACGAAAACGUGGGCUCCUUCUUACAGUCAAACCAUUUUAUUUUCAACGGGACGGGUCAUAACGGGGUUCCUGUUGUUACAGAAAUUGUGUAUAUGGGUAUAUGCACCCCGCCAGGAAUCAACUUCGGCGUCCCUCUGUUUCACGCUUAUCAGCGUACCUACAUGACCGUGUACCCGAUCUGUCUGAUUGCCAUUAUGAUCCUCUACUUCAUGAUCUACCGGUUUAUGUGCUUGAGAAGGUCCAAAAAGCUGCAACAGAAGCUGACUAUGUGCUCCUAUGUGAAUGGAGACGGCACCUAUGAGAAUACCCGCCUGGUCAGUGCUGGAAAUGACGAAUCCCGUCGCGACAGUAAAAAUAAAACCACGCCUAAUAUUGAAACUCCUGGACUCUUUCCGACAUCCAUGUCUAACAGCAAUGGCUUUACUUCCGCAACUAGUCUCCGCAACUCCCCGGAAGAGGGUAAUGGAACACUCAGCUCACAAGAGAAGAAAAGUUAUAAUUUUCUGAAUGAAGGAACUGGGGGAGAUAAUAUUUCUUGCAGUGCAACAAUUUCCACGAGUAUUCUGACGCCACUGGACAACGACGACAACGUACCGAUUCUUAGCUUCAGCAACAGCUGCAGCAGCAACUUGAGACGAGCCGCCUCGGACCGCGCCCAGUUGGUGUCUGGUAGGCGCCACAGCCGACUUCCUGAUCAGAAGUACCACUGGCACAAGAACAGAGACUCAAUGAAACGCUACAAGGGAAAAUCCAAAAGGCGGAAGUCGCAGUACAGCUGCGAUGCUGACCGCCUGAGGGAAGAGAACCGGGCAGCUAAUGUCCGGACGGCGUUGAUGCUGUUUACUGUGACCCUUGUUUUUAUGAUCGCCUUUGUGCCUGCAUGGAUCAUGGCGCAUCGCCUCAUUCCCUAUAUCGCACCUGUAUAUAAUUUGUACUUUUUGUACAACGUUGCGAACCCUUUCAUCUACGCCUUUAUGAACAACACCUUUAAAAACUACAUGUACAAAGUGAUAACCUGUCGAAGACUGACCAUCUCCAAUAGGAGAGAAUCUUGA